AUGCGACAAUUAACAUCGCUGUUGUUUUUAUCAAUAUUAUCGACAUUGUUUGUAUGUCAGCAUAUUGUUAUUUCUAUGCCAAUCGAUAACAGUGAAGCGGCUUUGUUGAAUGAUGGCAAUAAAGAAUCAUUAGAUAGUGAUAAUGCAAAUUUAAAUAUUGAUAGUACUAGUAGUAAUGAUGAUUCACGAAAUAAACGUGAAGAAUAUUCACAAGAUGAAAAGAAUGAGAAUAAUAAUCUCCAAGAAGAUGAAGAGGCAUCUAAACAACGAAAACGACGUGAUAAUGAUGAAGAUGAAAAUGAGGUUGAAGACUCGUCAGAUGAUGCAUCGCUGAAAAAUGAUAGUGACGUCGAAGAAAAUGAUGAUGACAAUGAUGAUGAUGAUGAUGAUGAUGAUGAUGAUCCAGAAGAAAAAAAAGACGAUGGUGAUGAUAAUGACGAUGACUACAAAAAUUCAAAAGACAAAGACAGUAGUGGAUCAUCGAAAAAAGAAGACGAUAACAACGGAGACGAUGAUGAUGAUGAUGAUGUUGAUAAAACUGGUGAUAAAAAAGAUGAUGACGAUGACAAUGAUGAUGACAAAGAUGCAAAACCGGUUAAAAAAGGUUAA
Messenger RNA from Didymodactylos carnosus, 609 nucleotides. The record is from the annotation of a GenBank genome assembly. NCBI's taxonomy places the organism in Eukaryota, Metazoa, Rotifera, Eurotatoria, Philodinida, Philodinidae.